UACUUGUCCAAAUGAGGUGAAUAAGGUGUCCCUGGAUAGCAUUUGAAAUCUACUUUCAUUAUUGAGUGGUUUCUGAGCAAGAAGAGAUUAUUACCGACAAAAAUCGAGGUUGAGCGAACUGCUGCGUACACACUCGAGCAGUGAGAGAGUUGGUGUUUUUUGGUUCAUAUCUUGAGUUAUACUAAUCCGUGUGAGGUACCUGCGGAUAGCUCUCAAGAUAAGGAAUCCGUCAAGGUCUGGUUUGCAUCAAACGGAGUAGUGGAAAGCUUCCAAAUCAUCCGAACAAAACACAAACGCGCAGGGACGGAUUUACUUCUCUAAAGAAACGAGUUCGCCGGAAAACACCCAUUCUAGGGACUGUUUUCGUAUCAACGGUUAGAGGGUGUGCUAGCACUUUGAGGAGGCUGUUUAACACUCAUUUCUAAGAAAGGAAACAGUUCUCAAUCCACCUUGACCGAAGCUUUGACCAUUGAAUCAAGAAGGAAAAGUUUAAAGCUCAAUUAAGGUUGAGGCUAGAGCUUGCAUCAUGUGCUCGUUGAUCGAGUGAUUUCCCGGAGAGAAGACUUGGUUCGUGCUUCCUCCAUUCAGUUUGAAACAUUAAUAAAUUUGCUCAUGGAUAUUUUAAUUGAAGCCUGCGUGCUCAUGUUUUUCCCUAUGUGGCAUUUGAUUUCAAACUAUGUUUCCGCUGCGUAUUUAAUUACUUAUUAUGCAUGUUUAUGGAUGACUUAUGUGUUAAUGAUAUUCGAGACGCUUUGUAUGAUAUGUAUGUGUUCGACUUUGGUUGACUAUUCGUAUUGUACGGCGGGUUGUUGACGUGUCUGGAUCGGUCCGGGGCGUGACAUGAUUACUCUUUAUUUAUGUACCGCCGAGGUGACACACAAUUACAUGUUCUUGUUUAUGUGGAUGGUCUGAUUGUUGCUGGAAAUAAUUCUCCGUCUUUGUCUCAGUUCAAGCAAUAUCUGCAUAAUUGUUUCCACAUGAAGGAUUUGGGACCGCUUAAAUAUUUCCUGGGCGUUGAAGUAGCACGCAGUGCCGAGGGGUUAUUUCUUUGUCAACGAAAAUGUGCAUUGGAUAUUAUCUCCGAAGCUGGUCUCUUUGGUGCUAAACCUUCUCCCUGUCCUAUGGAGCCCAAUCAUUCUCUGGCAAUGGCUUCGGGGGAUUUAAUUUUGGACCUUGAAUCUUAUCUCCGCCUUGUGGGACUUCUUAUUUAUUUAUUUAUCAUUUACUUGUCCGGAUUUGGCCUAUGUUGUUCAUAUUUUAUCUCAGUUUAUGCAGGCACCACGUCAGGAGCAUUGACACGCAGCCCUCCGUAUAGUUCAUUAUCUUAAAGGUGCUCCCGACCAAGGCAUUCUUCUCUCUUCUUCCUCGGAGUUACAUUUCAUGGUCUGGUGUGACUCGGAUUGGGCGAGUUAUCCUCUCACUCGUCGCUCUCUCAAUGAUUGCUUGAUUUUUCUUGGAGGAUCUUUUGUCUCUUGGAAGACCAAGAAGCAGCAUACGGUCCCACGUUCUUCCGCGGAGGCGGAAUACCAAUCUAUGGCAACGGUUACUGCAGAACUCAGAUGGCUCAAGGGACUUUUAUUGUCUCUCAAGAUUGUUCAUUCCCGACCUAUGUCUUUAUUUUGUGACAGUCGCUAUGCUCUCCACAUUGCUCAGAAUCCUGUAUUUCAUGAACGUAUGAAACACAUUGAAGUUGAUUGUCACUACGUGCGGGAUGCUAUUCAGGACGGUCUUCUCACGACUCGUCAUGUUUCUACUGGUGAUCAAUUGGCUGACAUCUUUACUAAAGCCCUUGGACAACAACAUUUCCUUUUUCUUCUUAGCAAGUUGGACAUUUUAAUCCCCAUGCUCCAACUUGAGGGGACUUGAGGGGGGUGGGGGGGUGUUAUGGGCUUAUUUGUAUAUUUAUUUAGCUUAGCUUUAAUUUUAAUUAAUGGGCCAAGGGUUCCCUUAAACAUGUAUAUUUAUUGUAUCUCUGAAUGAAUAACACACAUAAUAUAUUUUUA
Messenger RNA from Cuscuta epithymum, 2003 nucleotides. The record is from the annotation of a GenBank genome assembly. NCBI's taxonomy places the organism in Eukaryota, Viridiplantae, Streptophyta, Magnoliopsida, Solanales, Convolvulaceae.